Messenger RNA from Penicillium antarcticum, 198 nucleotides. RefSeq lists its product as uncharacterized. The coding region runs from base 1 to 198 and encodes 65 amino acids. The record is from RefSeq and is a predicted model, not a curated record. The transcript has a single exon. Lineage: Eukaryota; Fungi; Ascomycota; Eurotiomycetes; Eurotiales; Aspergillaceae.
AUGUCAUUUCAAAGCAGAGCAACUCUAGAACGGCGAUCCCAAAUUGUCGCCGGUGUAAGAUAUGAUGAUCUGCAAUGGAUGAACGGCAGACAGGAGAAUGAUGCUCUCGGGCCGGAUGUCUGCAGGAACACGAGUGUUGUUGUUGUCGAAGCUGGUUGGCUCGGUGGUCAGGAGAGCGCCAAGAUGGACCAAGACUGA